AUGAGAUCGUGCGACAGCAGCCCAUGCUUGAAUGGAGGCAGAUGUACAAAUAUCCAGGAGAGUUAUACGUGCAGCUGCCCCGUUAUAUGGACAGGAUCCCGUUGUGAAAACGUCGCGCAUGUAUGUGCACGCGAUCCAUGUGUCAAUUAUGACAGUUGCGAGGAUGGAGCUGACAUGUACACUUGUAACUGUCUUCCUGGUUGGAGCGGGAAAAAUUGCAACAUUCCUGUCGAAUGUGGUCAUCCAAAUAAAGCUGCCAAUGCGUCAGUGUUAUUCACGCAUACGACUCUUGGUGGCGUUGCAACACAUGCAUGUAAUCAAGACUUCAAUAUGACGUCAGGGGAUCACACGAGAACAUUCGUCGCGUCUUGCAAAAGUUCGCCCUGCCAAAAUGGAGGACAAUGCCAAAAUAAAAUAGAAGAUUUUGAAUGUCACUGUCCCGCUGGAUGGGACGGAACGACCUGCGAACAGGAUGUUCAGCCACCGGUCGUUGAAAACUGUGCCGCCAGUUUAAUAGUGAACGCCACUGAAAAGACCAAACUUGUUUCCUGGACCGAGCCAAUGUUUAGUGAUCCUAUGAAUUCUGAGUUGAGAUUUUCCAGCAACUAUGAAAGUCCACAAUCCAUUUUCCCCUGGGGGGACUUUAUCAUAACCUACGCCGCGACGAAAGUAAAGAAUGGGUUCCGUACGGAAUGUACAUUCAAUGUUUCUGUUCGACCAACGCCAUGUGAACCGUUAAACCAGCCUAUGAACGGCGCACUGCUUUGUAAUGGAUGGGGCAGCCAAUAUGGGAUAUUUUGCCUGGUCGGUUGUAGGAGCAAUUUUACAAUUUCACCACCAAACCGUUACGGCCAUUGGCUUAUAUGCGGCGCAUCAGGAAAAUGGUCUAGCAAAGCCCCAGAUUGCUCAAUGGAAAUGGAGGCCGAAAACGACAUACUGCUGUUCCAUCCGUCAUAUAAAGACUUCUCCUUCGAUGAAUGCCAUGCCUCAUUGAAACUAAGACAAACAUUUAUAUCAGAAAUGGCCGUACACUCGGAUCUGUCCCAGUUUUGCAAAAAAUACCCGCCGUGUAACGACGUAAACAAUGUGACUGUUGUUUGCUAG
This is a messenger RNA of Mya arenaria, 1104 nucleotides long. RefSeq names its product sushi, nidogen and EGF-like domain-containing protein 1. Gene Ontology annotation, biological process: heterophilic cell-cell adhesion; establishment or maintenance of epithelial cell apical/basal polarity. The record is from RefSeq and is a predicted model, not a curated record. Lineage: Eukaryota; Metazoa; Mollusca; Bivalvia; Myida; Myidae. The transcript has 7 exons. The coding region runs from base 1 to 1104 and encodes 367 amino acids. Gene Ontology annotation, molecular function: calcium ion binding. Gene Ontology annotation, cellular component: protein-containing complex; plasma membrane.